CGUUUCUUCGAGGAAUAGAUAAAUGCUGCCAAUUAUCAUCAAUAUAUGAUUCUAUGCACCGUUCCUUAGUGACGCCAGAGAAAGAGUGAGACUGAAAACUGUUCGUCAAAGCGAAAGAGUUCAGAUGUUGGAGGUUGGCCAAGGGUCGAACCCGGCGAGGGAAAGUGAUCAAAUAUGCAAUCAUAUUUUUUCUGUGUAUCUGCGUAAGUAAAGAAGGUUGUGGAUACGGAAGAUUGUCAGCGGAUGCUCCUGAAAGUUCCCGCAUAAAAGAAAACUCCGGAACAUCGAAAUUGCGACGGUGGCAUCAGUGAAAUAUGGAGCGCCCCCCCGAGGACAAGAUGGCGGUGGAGGGCAAAGCGUGGCUGGACGCCUCCCCGAGUCCCGACGGAGCCGAGGACGCCGCCAGCAGGAGUAGUAGCCAGGAGGACUCACUCAGGGACAACUGGAGCAGCAAGUGGGACUACAUCCUGUCGGUCAUCGGGCUUACCAUCGGCCUCGGGAAUGUGUGGCGGUUCCCUUAUAUAUGCUACAUGAACGGAGGAGGUGCGUUCCUGGUGCCUUACCUGCUGAUGCUCGUCCUGGUGGCCCUCCCGCUGUUCCUGCUGGAGUCUGCCAUCGGCCAGUUCAGCUCCUCCAGCUGCAUCGGCAUCUUCUCGGCGUGUCCUGUCUUCAGAGGCGCCGGUAUAGCAGCGACCAUCGUGAACUUCCUCCAGACGGGGUACUACACUACGUUAGUUGCGUAUCCGCUGCUGUUCAUCUACCACUCCCUCAGGAGGGAGCUGCCCUGGACCUCCUGCGAUAACGACUGGAACACGGAGCACUGCACGAGGACCAGAGCCGAUUUCGUGGAAAACAAGACAGAGAACGGGACACAGGCAGUCGUGUCUUCUGCUGACGAAUUCUUUCACAACGAAGUCCUAAAGAUCAGCAGCGGCGUGGGCGAGGUGGGCGGGCUCGUGUGGCCGGUCGUGGGCGCCGUUCUCUUCACGUGGGUCAUCAUCUUCCUUGCCAACUUCAAGGGCGUGAGGGUGCUGGGGAAGGUGGUUUGGCUGACAGCGACGUUUCCUUAUGUAAUGCUGACGAUUCUGCUCAUACGCGGGGUGACUCUGCCUGGAGCCUGGGAUGGCAUCUACUUCUACAUCUACCCGAAUUUCGACAAGCUGAAGCAACCUAAAGUAUGGGCAGCGGCGGCCGUCCAGAUCUUCUUCUCCAUGACCCCGGGCUACGGCGUUCUCACCACGAUGAGUUCACACAACAAAUUCCGGAGCAGCAGCAUGAGGACGGCGAAGAUCGUGCCCAUCGUGUGUGCCAUGACUUCGAUCUUCGUUGGGUUUGUGGUAUUCUCAGUCCUUGGUUUUAUGGCACACCGCUUGGGCACGACCGUGGACAAGGUCACUGCUGCGGGGUCUGGGUUAGCUUUCAUCAUCUACCCCGAGGCGCUGUCCCUGAUGCCUCUUGCGCCUCUGUGGUGUGUCCUGUUCUUCCUCAUGCUGUUCUUCGUGGGCAUCGACUCCUGCUUCGGCGUCGUGGAGAGCCUUCUGACGGUCGUUACCUCCGAGUUCCCCCAAAUCCGGAGCUGGCGAGGCUGUGUCACGUUCGUCAUUUGUUCUGUCAUCUUCCUCGGCAACGGAAUCAUCUACUCGCAGGCGGGGAUAUACUGGCUGACCCUCGUCGACUGGUAUGUGUCUUCCUUCACCGCCACACUCAACUGCCUCUGCGAGCUGCUGGUCUUCUCGUUCAUAUACGGUGUCGGAAGAACAAUUCGCGACCUGCAGAUGAUGACGAACAAAACCGUCAGCUACUUCUGGUACGCGACGUGGCUGGUAAUUACCCCCGUCCUGACAGUGGCCAUCUUCGUGAACAUGGUCCUGAACUACGGCCCCGCCAGCUACGACGGCAGGAGGCUCCCCGACUGGGCGCAGGGCAUCGGCUGGCUCACCGCCUUCGCCUCCAUCCUCGCCAUCCCCGGCUACUUCGUCUACUUCCUCGCCGUCCACACCAAGGGCUCCGUCGCGCAGCGCCUUGCGCAGGGCCUGUCUCCCACCGCCGCGUGGGGUCCGGCCGAGGAGGAGUGCCGUGCGCACUGGGAGCGCUACUGCGCCCAGCAUCCCCUCCGGCACCGCCUCCUGCACCCCAACAGUUCCAGGGCAGCUCUCUCUCUGCCCGAAAUUGUUCCUCUGGGCAGGCCAUAACACUGGGGAGGAACAGCGACACUUGAUCGUUUUUCAAAAGCUCGACCUAUUAUGUUUUCCAAGUUCUCUGUGUGGUACAGUCGGGUAGUGCGGCUGCGGUGACCGAGAAACGGGCGUCCUUGUAUAUAGUUGUGUGCCAUGUUUUGGCGAGACGACGGGCAGGUCAACGAGAAAGUGUUAGUAUUACAGUGGAAAGCGGUGUGAUUUUAUACUGCUUCUUGCGCAUAGUCCUUGCUCUUUGCGAUGAAGGCAAGUAAAGCUAUAUUUUUAAAGCUGAAAGUAAUUAUAUAUAUAUAUUUUUUUCUUGUGUAAUGCGUAGCAAUUGUGAUUUACUUUCGGUUGAAUAUAUUUCUGCCUAACCGGCAAUUGCAUUUUGUCAGGACUGGGCCUAAUAAUUUUCUAGGAUGAAAGUAACUCAGGAAAAUUUCCGUCUCUUUUACAAUCAGUUCAAUCAGUUUUAAACAACAUAUUAUGUCUGAAUUUCACGGUUAUUGGUGCAUCAUGACACCUAUACAUCAUCAUGAGAUUCAGGGUGUGGUUUAAAACAGCCGAAAAUACCCUCAAAGCCCUGCAGUUGCAAUAUAAUCUGAUUCAUUUUGAACACUGUCUUGAGCCGAACUGGUGUAUGGUACAAAAAUGCUUUUUGAUAAAGAGUUUUUUUCUCCCAUAUAACGAUCCCUUGUUAGGCUAUCCAAAUUCUAAU
Messenger RNA from Penaeus monodon (black tiger shrimp), 2895 nucleotides. RefSeq names its product sodium- and chloride-dependent glycine transporter 2-like. Gene Ontology annotation, cellular component: membrane. The record is from RefSeq and is a predicted model, not a curated record. Lineage: Eukaryota; Metazoa; Arthropoda; Malacostraca; Decapoda; Penaeidae. Gene Ontology annotation, molecular function: glycine transmembrane transporter activity. The transcript is spliced from 14 exons. Bases 315 to 2192 code for a protein of 625 amino acids. Gene Ontology annotation, biological process: sodium ion transmembrane transport.